Messenger RNA from Kazachstania africana CBS 2517, 1977 nucleotides. RefSeq lists its product as uncharacterized. Gene Ontology annotation, cellular component: intracellular membrane-bounded organelle; extracellular region; plasma membrane. Lineage: Eukaryota; Fungi; Ascomycota; Saccharomycetes; Saccharomycetales; Saccharomycetaceae. The coding region runs from base 1 to 1977 and encodes 658 amino acids. Gene Ontology annotation, molecular function: A2-type glycerophospholipase activity. Gene Ontology annotation, biological process: glycerophospholipid catabolic process. The record is from RefSeq and is a predicted model, not a curated record. The transcript has a single exon.
AUGCAAUUGCAAGACUUGUUAUUGUCACUUUCCGUGGCUAUAUCUACAGCACACGCCUGGUCGCCUACUGACAGUUAUGCUCCAGGUGAAAUCACUUGUGAUGCAGAUGUAAAUCUAGUUAGAAAUGCUACUGACCUUUCAAGCGAUGAACAAGAAUGGCUGAAGAAAAGAGAUACAAUCACUGAAAGUGCAAUGAAGACGUUUUUAACCCGUGCCACUGCUAAUUUCUCAGACACCUCGUUCUUGGACUCUUUAUUUGAGAACUCAUCAUACGUACCAAGAGUCGGUAUUGCAGCUUCUGGUGGUGGUUACCGUGCUAUGCUGAGUGGUGCCGGUAUGCUUGCCGCAUUCGAUAACAGAACAAGAGGAGCUAAUGAGAAUGGUUUGGGUGGCCUGCUACAAGCUACGACUUACCUGUCCGGUCUUUCUGGGGGUAAUUGGAUGACUGGAACUUUAGCCUGGAAUAACUGGACCUCUGUUCAAGAAAUUAUAGAUAGCUUUAGCGAUUCAAACACCAGCUCAAUCUGGGAUAUCACAAACUCCAUCGUCACUCCUGGCGGUAACAAUUCUACCUUUACUAGUGAGAGAUUUGCCUCUAUUAUUUCUGAUAUCGAUGAUAAGCAAGAAGCUGGUUUCGAUAUAACUCUAGUAGACGUAUGGGGACGUAUGCUAUCAUACUACUUUUUCCCAAGUCUACCAAAUGGUGGUGCAGCUUAUACCUGGUCUACUCUAAGAGAUGCUGAUGUUUUCAUGAAUGCUGAAAUGCCUUUCCCCAUCAGUGUUGCCGAUGGUCAGUAUCCUGGCACUUCCGUUGACAGCUUAAACUCUACUGUAUUUGAAUUCAAUCCAUUUGAAAUGGGCUCUUGGGAUCCAACCUUGAAUGCCUUUACUGACGUUAAAUAUUUGGGGACCAAUGUUACUAACGGUAGCCCAAUCGAAUCAGGUAAAUGUAUCGCGGGCUUUGAUAACGUUGGAUUCAUUAUUGGUACUUCCUCUGAUAUCCUCAAUGAUAUUACUUCAAGCUACGAAGCUGUUCUAACAUAUUUAGAAACUGAAUUUUUGAGUGAUUCUACAGCAACUUCGGAUGAGUACACACUUGGUAUCUAUUCACCAAACCCAUUCAAAGGCACGACCAACAUUGAUAGCAACUACUCCACCAGUAUUGUCGAUUCUGACAGCUUAUACUUAGCCGAUGGUGGUGAAGAUGGUGAAGUUGUUCCAUUCAUUCCUUUAAUUAAGAAAGAGCGUGAAAUUGACGUUGUGUUUGCCUUUGACAAUGAUGACGGCUCCGACGAUUGGCCAAGCGGUUCCAAUUUGAUUAGUACCUAUGAGCGUCAAUUUAGCUCUCAAGGUAAAUCUAUUGCCUUCCCUUAUGUCCCAGACCUUGCUACUUUCUCUGACCUAGGACUAAAUGAAAGACCUACAUUCUUUGGAUGUGAUGCCAGUAAUUUAACUGAUUUAGCCUACGUUCCACCAUUGAUCGUGUAUAUUCCAAAUGCCCAAUAUUCUUAUCCAAGUAACACCAGUACAUACACUUUAUCUUACUCCAUGGAAGAACGUCUCGAAAUGAUUCAAAAUGGUUACGAAGCAGCAACAAGAAACAAUUUAACCGAAGAUUCAGGUUUCUUGGGUUGUGUUGGUUGUGCCGUCAUUAGGAGAAAACAAGAGUCCUUAAAUAUCACUUUACCAUCCGAAUGUGAACAAUGUUUUGCUAACUAUUGUUGGAAUGGCACUCUCACUGAUGUAAGCAGUGUCAGCUCAAGUAACAGUUCGUAUUCUAAUAGUACUACCACCUUAUCCAGUGGCGCAGCAGAAUCUACAACAGCUUCAUCAAACGCGUCCAACUCAAGCUCCACAUCUUCUUCUUCUGCUGCAUCCAGCAGUUCUGCAGCCAAGGCUAAUGCAGCCGCUUCCGUUGAAACUGGUAAGCUUUUCUCAUUACUAACCGCUUUCGGCGUGCUUUUUUCAUUAAUGUAA